AUGAUAACUGAGACCCCCUCACAACUGUGCAAGAACUACCCCCAGAACUCGGAGGUCAUCACUAACCGCCAGAUCAACCUGGAACUCUGCGCCUCUUCUGUCUCCCUGUCCAUGUCUUACUACCUUGACUGUGAUGAGGUGGUUUUGAAGCACUUCGCCCAGUAUUUUCUUCACCAAUCUCAUGAGGAGAGGGAACGUGCUGAGAAACCAGUGAAGCUGCAGAACCAACAAGGUGACCAAAUCUUCCUUCGGGAUGUCGAGAAACCUGUCCGUGAUGGCAGGGAGAAUGGGCUGAAGGCAAUGGAGUGUGCAUUACACUUGGGAAAAGUGUGA
Molecule: messenger RNA, 333 nt
Organism: Molossus molossus (Pallas's mastiff bat)
Lineage: Eukaryota; Metazoa; Chordata; Mammalia; Chiroptera; Molossidae
Product: ferritin heavy chain-like
Exons: 1
Coding region: 1-333 (110 amino acids)
Biological process (GO): iron ion transport; intracellular iron ion homeostasis
Cellular component (GO): cytoplasm
Molecular function (GO): ferric iron binding; ferrous iron binding
Source: RefSeq, a predicted model, not a curated record